AUGGAAAAAACUGUACUUCAAGAAACACAACGUUUACUUGAUAUGAUUGCUAAACGUGAUCUAAAUGACGAUGAAAAGCAACACUUAAUCGAUGAAACGGUUGAUAAUUUCAAUAAUUAUAUCAAUCCAGGCUUUUUACAAUAUCGAAAAUCAUUUUCAUCUGAUUAUGUUGCAGUCGAAUGGGCGGAUAGUGGUUCAACAUUUACUUGUGUUAAAGGCAUUGAAUAUAUCGAUUGUUUAGGAGGAUUUGGUAUUUAUAAUGUUGGUCAUCGUCAUCCAAAAGUAUUAAAAGCAGUUAAUGAUCAAUUACAACGUCAAGCAUUACAUUCACAAGAAUUACUUGAUCCAUUACGAGGUUAUUUAGCGAAGAUUUUAGCAGAAUUACUUCCGGGCAAUUUAAAAUAUUCAUUUUUUACCAAUAGUGGUACUGAAUCAGUUGAAGGUGCAUUAAAAGUGGCUAUGCUUGCAACAGGUCGUCGAACAAUAAUUGCUGCUAUAGGUGGUUUUCAUGGAAAAAGUUUAGGUUCCUUAAGCGCAACUUCAAAAGCUGUUUUUCGAAGACCAUUUUUACCAUCAUUACAUCAUAUGCGUCAUGUACCAUUUAAUGAUUUACGUGCAAUUGAACAAGUAUUCGCUAGUUUACACUUUACGGGUGACGAUGCUGCUGCUGUUUUACUUGAACCAAUACUUGGUGAAGGUGGAGUUAUUGUAGCAAAUGAUGAUUAUUUUCCAACUGUUCGUCGUUUGUGUGAUAAAUAUGGUGCUUUAUUAAUAGCCGAUGAAGUUCAAACUGGUAUGGGACGAACUGGAAAAAUGUUUUGUGUUGAACAUUGGAAUGUUGAACCAGAUAUUAUAUGCUUGGGUAAAGCGUUUGGUGGUGGCAUUAUUCCAGCAGGUGCUUUUGUUGGUACAGAAAAAAUAUGGAAACCAAUAUUUGAUAAUCCAUUUUUACAUACAACAACAUUUGGUGGUAAUCCAUUAGCAUGUGCAGCAGCAAUAGCAACAAUACAUGUUUUAUUAGAGGAGCAUCUUUGUGAACGUGCACGAACUAUUGGUGAUAUAUUUUUAAGUAAACUUAAAUCAAGUAUUAAACCAUAUAUACCACAUAUAGCACUUGAUGCUCGUGGUAAAGGUUUAAUGCUAGCUUUAGAAUUUCCUGAUACAGAUAUUGGUUUUCGUGUUUCAAAAGGUUUAUUUCGAGAAAAAAUACUUGUUGCUGGUACAUUAAUUAAUGCAAAAACAAUUCGUAUUGAACCACCAUUAACAAUAACAUUAGAACAAAUCGAUCAAGUUAUUAAUGCUUUAGAUAAAGUAUUAAAAGAAAUUUCAAAUGACAUAAAACCUUCAUUAUCAAGUAAUGAUUUAAAUACUAAAACAAUGACAAUGAAUACUCUUCAACGCACUGUACUUUCACAGCAAUUGUGA
Messenger RNA from Rotaria sp. Silwood1, 1425 nucleotides. The record is from the annotation of a GenBank genome assembly. Lineage: Eukaryota; Metazoa; Rotifera; Eurotatoria; Philodinida; Philodinidae.